This is a messenger RNA of Dioscorea cayenensis subsp. rotundata (Guinea yam), 657 nucleotides long. RefSeq lists its product as uncharacterized. The transcript is spliced from 2 exons. Bases 1 to 657 code for a protein of 218 amino acids. Gene Ontology annotation, molecular function: nucleic acid binding. Lineage: Eukaryota; Viridiplantae; Streptophyta; Magnoliopsida; Dioscoreales; Dioscoreaceae. The record is from RefSeq and is a predicted model, not a curated record. Gene Ontology annotation, biological process: DNA integration.
AUGGAAACACAAACUAGACAGAAAUUGGAGACUCUUAGAUCAGACCGGGGAAGUGAAUUCAAGUCAAAUCAAUUCAAGGAAUAUUGUGAGCGGAUGGGAAUUCGAAGGGAGUUCACUGCCCCAUAUUCACCUCAGCAAAAUGGUAUAGCUGAGCACAAGAACAGAACAUUAGUAGACAAAGCAAGGAGCAUGUUAAAUGCAAGGAAGCUGCCAACCAAAUUUUGGGCCGAGGCCAUUGCAACUACUGCCUAUCUAUCAAAUAUUUCACCAACACAGGCUAUAGCAAAUCGAACACCUUAUGAAGCUUGGUGGGGAGUCAAGCACACUAGUGCUGAACAACAGAUUGUGCAGAAGAAAGUUAUAUAUGGAGAAUUGGAAGGCAAUUAUUCAACUGAAGCAAAUAUUCCAAGAGCAGAAAUUCAAAGACAGGAAGGUUCAGUAUAUGAUGUUGAAAGCUCUAACUCUUCAUCACAAGGAGAAUCAACUCAAGAAGAUUCGCCACCAAGCAUUGUACGCAUGUUAAGAGACAUAUAUGAAAGCUGCUCCUUUGCCUUACAUAUGUCAGAUCCUUCAAAUUAUGAUGAAGCAUGUCAAAAUACUGUUUGGAAGAAAGCAAUGGAUGAAGAGUUUCAGGCAAUUCAGAGGAAUGAUACUUGA